GAGGGCGGAGGAGCCGGGCGGACGAGGGGUCUGCUCGGCGCCUGGCCAGAGGGAUGGAGGCGGCGUGGCGCCAGGCCGGCCGGGGCAGGGGGCGAGCCCGGGCCAGCGGCCAGGCCGGGAUCGGGCUCUGUGCCGGCGGGGGAGCUAGCUGCGGCGCCGCCCGGCCCGGGUCCGGCCGGGGGAGAGGAGGAGGAAGAGGAGCUGGCGGCGGCACUACCUGUAUCCCGCUCACCGGCAGCAGCAGCUCCCUGGGAGCCAGAGAAUUAUCUUCUCAGAAGAAAUUUGAUGAAAUUAAGAAGGCUAAUCAAGCGGCAGCUAAAAAGUUUGUUGAAGACCAGUUUAGUUCCUCUUCUGAAGAAGAUGAAGAUAGCGAAGGAAAACAUGGAAAGAUAUUGGCCAAAACAUUCACAACUUAUACUAAUCAAACUGAUGGAGAUGCAAGUGAACUAGAACGUACAAGACAAUAUGUGAAUGAAGCAUUUCAGUCUGGGGCUUUGACAUGCUUGAUUUGCAUUGCUUCAGUUAAGAGAAACCAAGCUGUCUGGAGCUGUUCUGGAUGUUUCUGUAUAUUUCACAUGCCAUGUAUCCAAAAGUGGGCUAAGGACAGCCUUUUUCUUAUAUCUUCUCCCUUGACAGAUGAUGAUUUUGGGAAGAAAGAUUAUCCAUGGCCUUGUCCAAAAUGUAGGUUUGAGUACAAACGUUCUGAAACUCCCACUAGAUACUACUGCUACUGUGGGAAGGUAGAAGAUCCAGAGUUGGACCCAUGGCUGGUACCUCACUCAUGUGGCCAAGUAUGUGAGAGGGAAUUUAGACCUCCAUGUGGACAUAAGUGUCUACUGCUCUGUCACCCGGGUCCUUGUCCUCCUUGCCCAAAGAUGGUCACAAUAGCCUGUUACUGUAAGAAGGCUAAACCAGUGCCGAGAAGGUGCAGUACUAAAGAAUGGUCAUGUCAGCUGCCAUGUGGUCGAAAACUGCCAUGUGGACAGCACAAUUGUGAGAACCCUUGUCACCCAGGAGAUUGUCAGUCUUGCCCACGAGUCAGUAAACAAAGGUGUGUCUGUGGUAGACAAAUAGCAGAAAGACUUUGUGCAUGUCCAUUUUGGCAGUGUGAGCAGGUAUGUGGGAGAACUUUGCCUUGUGGUAAUCACACAUGUGAACAAGUUUGUCACUCUGGUCCCUGUGGCGAAUGUCCUCGAUCUGGGAAGAGGCCCUGUCCAUGUGAGAAAUCAAUGUUUUUUUUGCCUUGUACGGAAGAUGUACCUACUUGUGGAGAUAGUUGUGACAAAGUUCUUGAAUGUGGAAUCCAUAGGUGUUCGCAGCGUUGUCAUCGAGGUCCCUGUGAAAUUUGUAGACAGGAAGUUGAAAAGCAGUGUCGUUGUGGAAAGCAUACUAAACGCAUGCCGUGUCAUAAACCGUAUCUGUGUGAGACAAAGUGUACAAAAAUUCGUGAUUGCCAGAAGCACCAAUGUAAGAGAAAGUGUUGUUCUGGAAACUGUCCACCUUGUGAUCAACUCUGCGGACGGACUUUAGGGUGUAGAAAUCACAAAUGUCCUUCAGUUUGCCACAGAGGUAGUUGCUACCCAUGCCCAGAGACAGUAGAUGUGUUGUGCAAUUGCGGUAAAACUGUUCUCAAAGUUCCCUGUGGCAGAGAACGUAGCACCAAGCCUCCAAAAUGCAAAGAGCUAUGCAGUCGGCCACCAACCUGCCAUCACCCCAGCCAAGAGAAACACAGUUGUCACUUUGGCCCUUGCCCUGCAUGUCGUCAGUCCUGCCAGAAAGUGUUAAAGUGCGGUCACUUGUGUCCUGCUUCUUGCCACGAUGAAGCUCUUGUGAAGCAAACUGGCUUGCACCAACCUGCCGGGCCCUGGGAACAGCCAUCUGAGCCAGCUUUUAUUCAAACUGCAUUACCUUGCCCCCCAUGUCAGAUUCCUUUACUAACCAAAACAUUGACACUGCUUCAGAUGCCUUAUUGCUUUAAGGAGUACACCUGUUUGCAAUUCUCUCAAUUUUUUUAUUCCCUUCUUUGCAGGGAAUGUCUUGGGCAGCAUGAGGUGAGUCCUUUGCCAUGUCACUCUGCGGGCCCCUACUCAUGUAAAAGAUUUUGUGGACGGCUGCUUGAUUGUCAGAAUCAUACCUGCAUGAAGGAAUGUCAUAAAUUUACCACUGUAAAUGGUAAUGCUGACGGGCAAAAGGCUAGUCCAGAAUGUUCUCACUGUGAGGAGGCGUGUACCAAGCCACGACCACCAGGCUGCCCUCACUCGUGCAUUUUGCCCUGUCAUCCUGACCAAUGUCCACCAUGUGUCCAAAUGCUUAAAAUAAAGUGUCACUGCAAACUCACAAACCUGUAUAUUGAAUGCAUAAAAAUAACUUGUGCUGACUUAAAAGAAAAGGAUCUUCUCAGUUCCUGCAAAAAUCAGUGUCCAAAAGAGUUGCCCUGUGGUCAUCGAUGUAAAGAGAUUUGCCAUUCGGGUGAUUGUCCUCAAAAUUGCAACCAGAAGGUUAAACUCAGAUGUCCAUGCAAGAGAAUGAAAAAGGAAUUACAGUGCAGCAAGGUACGAGAAGGCCAGGUUUCACUAGAAUGUGACACAUUGUGUAAGGAAAUGAAACGGAAAGCAUCUGAGAUAAAAGAGGCAGAAGCCAAAGCUGCUAUUGAAGAAGAAAAGCGAAGGCAACAGGCUGAACUAGAGGCUUUUGAGAACAGGUUAAAAGGACGACGAAAAAACAAGAGAAGAAAGGAUGACGUAGAAGUUGAGCAAUCGGUGUGGCAAAAAUAUAAGAAUUUUAUCAUGCUGCCAGUAUGUGGAGUUGCUGUUGUGAUGCUUGCGUGGCUCAUGGCUUACAACAACUGAAAUAAUUUGAUCUAUUGUAAUAUUCCUCAGUUGGGCUUUAGGUACCUCUUAUUGCUAGAAUGUUAGUCUGUAUAUACUAGAACUUCAUGUUCAUAGUUCAGUUGUAUAUUUAAUUGACGUCAUGAGGGAAAAACAAAAAGCAUGUGAAGCUUUUAAAUCUAAGUUAACAGCACAAAAAUAUGAAUUCAGAGUAGAAUGAUUUAAAGUUGUACAGUGCAUGUGGUCAUGCAGUUUAUCCUGCACAGUUUCACCAUCUCUGUUUUAAUAUAUUGUAUUAUGUCUCAUUAACUCCACUUCGCAAUGUUAAGCAUAGGUUUUUUAAUUUGGUUGUACUGCAUACCAGUACAUUUGUAAGAUAAGGUUAAAUUGAGCCAUAUUUGCAGUAAAUCAACAUUGUAUUUUUGCCACUUUAAUAAGCAGAGGCCACUCUGUGUAUGGCAAGCUAGGCAGCUGCCUAGGAUGGCAGAUUUCUGGGCAGCUGCCUAGAAAGGAAGAUUUUAGUCUAGCUGCUCCUCUGUCAUGAUGGGGGACAGUCAGGCCAAAUUUGAGUGACGUUGUGACCCCACGAUGACAGAAGGGAUAGCCAGCCUAAAUUUGAGUGGUGAUGUGACUCUAGGUUGCAAUACCACUUUCUCAGAUUUGGCCUGGCCACCACUCUGUCAUGAUGGAGCAGUGGCCAGGCCAUAUUUCAGUGAUGUGAAGGCAGUGCACUGAAGCAUCGCCUGGGGCAGCAGAUUGCCUUGAGCUGCCACUCUUAAUAAAGGUUAGUAUUUUUAGUCUUUGAUUUAGAUAAAUCAUAAUUCAUACAAAACAAAAUAGGAAGAUCCAUCCUUCGGCAACUUUUAAUAAUAAUUUUAUUGAAUAUAGAACUUCAAAUGGUCUAGAAGACUUGGGCUUUCCACAGUGGAAAUGUCAGCUUUCCUCACAAAAGAUUUAUUUACUUCGCUUGCGCUAUCACAGACAGUACAGUGGGUCUCACAUAGUUACUUUUCAAACCCUUAAUUUUUGUGCCUCAAAAAAAAUAAAAAGCCUAAUGGAAUCGCAGACUUGUGCUGAUCAUAUGGGAAGUUGCUUGACAAUGAAGUGAGCUCUCAAAGGUGUGCUGUCUUGUGACACUUUUUUCUUGAACAAAUUUCCUUUACAGUAUAAGGAAAAACCCACUUUGUUUUUCUGCUUUCAUAUAUUCCUUUAGUGAUAAGUAGAGGCUUAUUCCAAAUCCAUGCCAUAAAUGCAGACUUUGCUCUUGUUUGCUCUCUGGCCUGCAGUAUUUUUUUGUGAACACUUAUGCCAAGUAAUCCUCCUAUUGAUGAAGAGAGGAGGAGAUUUUCCUUAAACAGAUGUAUGAAGAUAGUCUGUUCCAUUGUCAAGUAAUAUGUUGCGGACCUGUUUGCAGCAGAAAUGUUCAUAUCAAUGUGAGCAGGGCUUUGUUGAAGCAGUUCUCACCUUACUUGAAAUGAACUCAUUUUUUUCUAUGACAGUGUUGGCUAUUUCUUCAUUAAAACAAAUACAUUGUAAA
Molecule: messenger RNA, 4365 nt
Organism: Chelonia mydas (Green sea turtle)
Lineage: Eukaryota; Metazoa; Chordata; Testudines; Cheloniidae
Gene: NFXL1
Product: nuclear transcription factor, X-box binding like 1
Exons: 22
Coding region: 54-2849 (931 amino acids)
Biological process (GO): regulation of DNA-templated transcription
Cellular component (GO): nucleus
Molecular function (GO): RNA polymerase II transcription regulatory region sequence-specific DNA binding; zinc ion binding; DNA-binding transcription factor activity, RNA polymerase II-specific
Source: RefSeq, a predicted model, not a curated record